AUGUGGACACUGGUGGCCCUCCUGCUCCUGGCUCCGAGCAGUGGACAAGCUGCUGCUCUGGAGAAGCCCACUUUGUCUCUGCACCCGCCCUGGACCACCAUCUUCAAGGGGGAGCGGGCAACCCUGCGGUGUGAUGGGUACCACCCCCUGGUCGUGGAGCUCCGGCCCAUCAGCACCCUCUGGUACUUGGGCCACCUGCUGCUUCCCUCUCAUGGGAAGAGCAUUGAGGUACAGACCCCAGGAGUGUACCGGUGCCAGACGCGGGGAGCGCCGGUCAGUGACCCCGUCCACCUCUCUGUGUCCAAUGACUGGCUGAUUCUGCAAGCGCCCUACGCCGCGGUGUUCGAGGGCGAGCCGCUGGUGCUGCGCUGCCGCGGCUGGUACGACCAGGCGGUGCACAAGCUGCGCUUCUACCAGGACGGCCGCGCCCUGCGCUCCUUCCCCGCCGGCGCCAACUACACGGUGCCGCAGGCGCGCGCGGGCGACAGCGGGCGCUACCAGUGCUCGGGCACCCUGCGCCUCCCGGCCGAGAGCGCGCCCGUGUUCUCCGCCGAGGUGGCCGUCACCGUGCAAGGCUCUAGCCGCCUCUGA
Molecule: messenger RNA, 591 nt
Organism: Miniopterus natalensis
Lineage: Eukaryota; Metazoa; Chordata; Mammalia; Chiroptera; Miniopteridae
Source: RefSeq, a predicted model, not a curated record